Lotus japonicus is the source of this 1387-nucleotide messenger RNA. RefSeq lists its product as uncharacterized. The transcript has 9 exons. Lineage: Eukaryota; Viridiplantae; Streptophyta; Magnoliopsida; Fabales; Fabaceae. Gene Ontology annotation, molecular function: hydrolase activity. Bases 29 to 1036 code for a protein of 335 amino acids. The record is from RefSeq and is a predicted model, not a curated record.
ACAAACCCGUAGUAGAGUAAGCGUGCUUAUGUUUCGCGCGUGCAUUCACGCGCCAUCCAUUUCCCCAUUCAACUGUUGUCUGAGCUCGAAGGCGAAGCGCAACUUCUGUCGCUCUUCAAUGGCCGCAUCCUCUGUUCGAAUCGCCGUCGUCGGUGAUGUGCAUGACUUCUGGAACUUCGAACAAGAUUCAAAGGCACUUCAGUUCUUGCAGGCAGAUUUGGUGCUGUUUACAGGUGAUUUUGGUGAUGAAAAUGUUGAAGUCGUUCAGAGUGUUGCAAAUCUUGAAUUUGCUAAAGCAGUUAUAUUAGGAAACCAUGAUUCCUGGUUUACAAAUCAGUUUUUGGAAAGCGAGAAGGAUAAAGUGCAGCUUCAGCUAGAAUGCCUAGGCAAGGAGCAUGUGGCUUAUCGACGCUUAGACUUCCCUCCAUUAAAAGUUAGUGUUGUUGGUGGACGGCCGUUUUCUGCCGGGGGCAAAUCACUAUUUCGAAAAAAGCUUCUUUCUGCAAGAUAUGGAAUCAAAGACUUGGAUGGGAGUGCUAUAAGAAUCCAGAAAGCUGCUCUUGGUACACCAGACGAUCAUUUUCUUAUACUUCUUGCACAUAAUGGACCCACAGGCCUUGGUUCUAGUUUGAAUGAUAUAUGUGGAAAAGAUUGGGAAUAUGGGAGUCAUGGUGAUCAUGGGGACCCAGAUCUAGCUCACGCAAUAUCCUUGCUUAAAGAGAACAAUCAAGUACCUAUUCCAUUGGUUGUGUUCGGUCACAUGCACAAAGAAUUGGCACAUGGCAAUGGCUUUAGGAAAAUGAUUGCGGUAGGCGCUGACAACACCAUAUACUUGAAUGGGGCCAUUGUUCCGAGGGUCAAAAGCUUACGUGAUGAAAGUGCUCUCUCAUCACCAGACGCAGAAGGUACAACAAGGGCCUUUACCUUAGUUGAGAUUUCAGAAGGAAGAGUUGUCAAGGUUGUAGAAAGUUGGAUCUCAGUUGUUGAAGGUAGGACCAAGUUAGAAGAAGAGCAUAUAUUAUAUGAAGGUAACUAGGAUCCCGGUCCUCCAAGUUUAAGUUAGGCUUCAGUCACAUGGUAUUUAAUGAAUAUGAUUGCUUUGAUACUGAUUCCUUCUCUAAAUGAAUAUAUACCGUAUUUAAUGUUAAUACAACAGUGUAGAAUUGGCACAUGCUUUGAUACUUAUUCCUUUUCUAGAUGGUGGUAAAGCAAAUAUUCAGAGUUCAUGUUAUUUAAUUCCUGUCUAGCAGAGAGGAUACCUGUUUCUUUUGCUUGUCCUUGCACAUUUGGACACAUGUUGAAUGAUGUGGGUGGGUCUAUUGGAUUGUCAAGGAUGUUCCAUUUGCCAUGGUAGUGCAUAUUCUAUCUAUUAUUCUAUUUAACCUGA